AUGGUGAUUUCAUAUGGUUCAGCUGUCCUAGGAGCAAGAGUCCCACUCUUCGAGCUGGAAGAUACGGGGAGAAAACGGUUCUUCGUGAGAGAAGGCAUUGUGACCUCAAGGAGUCAAGUUCAAGGGACAAAAAAGGGAAGUGAGGUUACAGAAAAGACAGUGAACCCACAGUACAGCUGUGGUCUCAAAGGACACGUGAGCACGUUUUCGGAGGAGGGUGGGAGAAGCCGCAGCCGCAGCCGCAGCCGCUCUCCACCGAGGGAACGUAGGCGGUCCCGGUCCGCUUCCAGAGAGAGAACGAAGGCCCCAGAAAGGUCCCAGUGCCGGGAGAAAGAUCGGAAAAGGAGCCGUUUGCAAUCCCCGCACAGAAAACGCUCCAAAUCCCCAAGACGACAUAGAUCCACAUCUCCUUCCCCCUCUCAAGGGAAAGAAAGAAGAGAUGAGGAACAGAAAGAAACAAAGAGCGAAGAACAACAGAUUACUGAAGAAGACUCAGAGGGCAAAACAGAGGAAGAAAUGGAAAUGAUGAAAGUAAUGGGAUUUACUGCCUUUGACUCCACUAAAGGAAAAAGGUUGGAUGGCAAUGUAAAUGCCUAUGUCAUAAAUGUGUCUCAGAAGAGGAAGUACAGAGAGAGCGAAAGGGAGAGGGGGAGAGGCAGUGAC
This is a messenger RNA of Molossus molossus (Pallas's mastiff bat), 663 nucleotides long. RefSeq names its product U4/U6.U5 small nuclear ribonucleoprotein 27 kDa protein-like. The record is from RefSeq and is a predicted model, not a curated record. The transcript is spliced from 3 exons. Gene Ontology annotation, biological process: RNA splicing. Gene Ontology annotation, cellular component: precatalytic spliceosome. The annotation marks the transcript as partial. Lineage: Eukaryota; Metazoa; Chordata; Mammalia; Chiroptera; Molossidae.